AUGUGCUUGUGGAAGCGUAUGCACAGGUCAGAUUGCGGCCACUACUGGUUCUGGCUGGAUGAGUGCUACAGGGGCAUGAGCAGAUGCACCUACAUAAUGACACCGGGAUAUCAGGAUAGCAUCGAGGAGGAGUCGGGCAACUGGCUCUGGUGCCCCAAGUGCAAGCGAGCAGAGGGAGCGGCGUGGACGUGCUGCAUGAGUAGGACCUACAACUGGUUCAGCAUGAUGGACACAUUCAACACGGCCACCGAGAUGUCGCUGGAACUGCUGAACGCCGGCAUCGAUUGCCGCGAGUGCGACCACGUGCUCUGCUCGGACUGCACCGUCUACGCCGAAGAUACAGAGCACACAAAGGCCGACUCUGGUGAGGCUUCCUCCUCUACUGCUUAG
Lasiosphaeria miniovina is the source of this 390-nucleotide messenger RNA. RefSeq lists its product as uncharacterized. The transcript has a single exon. Lineage: Eukaryota; Fungi; Ascomycota; Sordariomycetes; Sordariales; Lasiosphaeriaceae. The coding region runs from base 1 to 390 and encodes 129 amino acids. The record is from RefSeq and is a predicted model, not a curated record.